Molecule: messenger RNA, 1462 nt
Organism: Amaranthus tricolor (Joseph's coat)
Lineage: Eukaryota; Viridiplantae; Streptophyta; Magnoliopsida; Caryophyllales; Amaranthaceae
Product: S-adenosyl-L-methionine:benzoic acid/salicylic acid carboxyl methyltransferase 1-like
Exons: 4
Coding region: 116-1276 (386 amino acids)
Biological process (GO): methylation
Molecular function (GO): S-adenosylmethionine-dependent methyltransferase activity
Source: RefSeq, a predicted model, not a curated record
AUUAUAGAUAUAUCUCAAGUCUUUUCCAUGAUUUUUAAGAUUUUUUUUAUCGCUUUAGAGUCAAAAAUAAACAAGAUGGUCAUAAUGAUUAUUACCUCAGACGAGUAUUUAUAGAAUGAAAAAGAACACUUUGCGAGAUGAGAAAAGAGUAGUGAUGGCAAAACAAUUAAGGCAAGUAUUUCGGAUGAAGGGAGGCAACGACGAAACCAGUUUUGCCAAAGCGUCCUACGUGCCGAAGCAGAUAUUAUCACUGACAAAACCCAUAAAAGACAAAGCAAUCACAGAAAUGUACAGCAAACAACCACCAACAAAAGCCAUUCGCAUAGCAGACUUAGGAUGUUCUUCGUCCGAGAAAAACAGCUUAAUUGUCAUCUUUGAUCUCAUUCAGACCAUCGAUAAUAUUCGUAGACGAUUCAAACAAGAUCCAAAAGAAUAUCAAAUUUACUUGAAUGAUCUUCCAGGAAAUGAUUUUAACACUCUUUUUGGGUCAAUCACAAAUUUUGAAGAUAGACUUUUAGAGCAAAUUGGAGAUGAUUUUGGGCAUUGCUUUGUGAAUGGUGUUCCUGGCUCUUUCUAUGGCCGAAUUUUUCCUACCAAUACCAUGAAUUUUGUCCACUCCUCCAGUAGCCUUCACUGGCUAUCUCAGGUACCCGAAAACAUAAUAGAAAACCAGAAGAGAAACAUUUACAUGUCAAGAGCAAGUCCUCCAAGUGUCCUCAAAGCGUAUUAUGAGCAAUUUGAAAAAGACUUCUUGAAGUUUCUACAUUGUCGAGCCAUGGAAAUGGUAGAUGGUGGGAAAAUGGUUUUAACUUUACUAGGAAGACACAACAAUCAAUAUUGUUAUGCCAAGGAAUCGAGUUACUUGUUUGAGCUCCUCUCGAAUGUUCUCAAUGAUAUGGUUUCUGAGGGUAACAUAGAUGAAGCAAAGCUAAACGCAUUCAAUAUCGCGGUAUACACACCAUCACCAUUAGAACUAGAGUUUCUAGUGAAAAAAGAAGGGUCUUUUAAUGUGAAUCUAGUUCAUGUUUUUCAAGUCAGCUGGGAUUGGAAUGAUUACAAGUUUGACAGCACUUUAGACGACACUUCUGAUCAAUAUGACUUUACAACAUGUAUGAGAUCUGUGCUUGAGCCUUUGAUUAUUGCUCAUUUUGGCCAAGAAAUCGUAGACGAGGUGUUCGAACGAUACAGGGAAAAAGCUCGAGUUUCGAUGGCUGAAGAGAACAAUGUCCUCACCAAUGUUGCCAUUUCCCUGACCAGAAUCCCUAGGGGCCGGUAGGGGCUGAUAAACAUUGUUCUGGUUCUGGUCUGGUGUAAUUUUAUUUUGCUUAAUAUUUGAGUUGUAUGUUUAAACAAUAAACAUUAUUUGCGCUGUCACUUUCAAGUAUUUGCAAAUAAGUUUUUUUGGCUGUUUGACUGACUAUAAAGCUAAGAAACAAUGAAAAGAUCGAUGUAUGAAAAAAAA